Molecule: messenger RNA, 774 nt
Organism: Bradysia coprophila
Lineage: Eukaryota; Metazoa; Arthropoda; Insecta; Diptera; Sciaridae
Source: RefSeq, a predicted model, not a curated record
CGAGGAAUUCCUCGUAAUAACGCGCCUAAUCUAUUGACAUGAUUGACACUACAGUUUAGUUAAAAAAAAUACUGGUACCGAACACAAGCUAAGCUCCCAAGUUUACAUCGAAAACCGUCUGAAGUUUGAAGUUAAACAUCCGAAAUGGCAUAUAAUUCGUCAGGAGGGUCAAGUUCAGAUUUUGACAUGGAUAUGUUGGAAGAAAGUGAAGAUGAAUUAAACAUUACCACCUAUUUCAACGACGAUAUGGAGUUGUCAUCAACUGAUAAUGACAGCUAUGAAGGAAAAUCAUUGGAAGAUGGUGGCAGAAAAGAAUCCUUAGAAGCUGUCGAUGGCAAGGAAAAGUUAGGCGAUGUUGAUGAAGCUCCAAUAAUCUUGUUUCCAGUCGAUAUGGUGGAAGGCGGCACUGAAACAGAUUCGUUGACAGUGGUCGUCAAAAAGGAAAAGUUUAGUUUGGAAGACGAUUAUACUGAGGUACCGAUGGACAUCGUGAGUCCAACGGAAACGAAAAAGAAUCACUUGAUAUUGUGUCCGGUGUGUUAUGAAAUCGCAAUUUUAUGCAAAAAUUCGACUCUGUACGAUAAUUUGAUUUUUGCAUGCAUGGAACAAAGAUCUACUGAGUUAUGAAAUCGCAAUUCAAACACCAAAUUGUCGAUGCUGUAUCGCAUGAAACCUCUGCUCUAAACAAUAAUAUUGGCUGUGCUGAUGAUAAAGUUUUUUUUUGUUUGUUCAUUUUUCGUUAGUUAAAUUAAAUACAUUUUCACAUCAAAUUUU